AUGAUAGAGUCAUUCCAGAAAACAGUAGAAGAUAAUAAAGAACUGUCAGAUGUGACCUUUGACUGGAUUAUGGUGGACAUUGAUACAUAUAAAAAAUCUCACCAAGAAGAAGAAUUUCAUUUGAUUACUAUGAUGAAUGUAUUGGAAUAUGUUAAUGAUGUAGAUGAUAUGUUGGCUUGGAUAUGUAACAGUGUAGCUGACAAUGGUACAGCUAUACUAACUGUCUCUGCAGAUAAUAACAUUUUGUCGAGAUUGUGGGAACAUUUUCCUGAUCUUAUUGGUACAUAUUUAAAGCAGAGUGUUCAAGGAAGUGACAUUGAAGCACGUUUGAAAAGUAUUACCACCACAGUUGAUGUGAUCAAGUCAGACUUCACCAUAGAGUUUUGUUGUAACGAGAACUCCCUAGACGGGAAUUUAGUUCUUGACUUUCUCACUCAUAAGAUUAAUUUCAGAAAGACAGCAUCGCCGGUCGAUAUUCAACGCGUUUUAUCUUUUCUGUUUUAUGCCAGUGCUGUCAAUAGUGAAAAACAAGAAGGGAAUCUUGUGCUUCCAAAUGGAUAUAAUUUUGUUAUUGAGAGACCACCCUUGAAAUAUAAUACAAAUCUAUUAGAUUUUGGUAGAGAUUCAAAUAUGGUUGCCAUGGAAACAACAAUUUUGAAAAUUAUUGAUUUACAAGUCAAAUCAGGGACUGAUAUGCUGGAAAAGUAG
Saccoglossus kowalevskii is the source of this 708-nucleotide messenger RNA. RefSeq names its product histamine N-methyltransferase-like. Lineage: Eukaryota; Metazoa; Hemichordata; Enteropneusta; Harrimaniidae. The record is from RefSeq and is a predicted model, not a curated record.